AUGUCGUCUACUAAAUCCAUUUUAGAUUUGGGAUACACAUUUAAUUCUGAGGGUCAGUUAAGAAAAAUAGGAGAAGAUGGGCAACCUAGUAACGAAUCUUUUGAAUUUAAUAUAAGUAGUGAUCAUCAAGAGUGCCAAGCGAAUUACGAGGUACUUGGCGCUGCAGUAACUGACCAUAUAUACCAUCUCUUAGAAACAGAGUUGAAUCUUAUAAGACUGCCUGUACCUAAAGGGAGUACAGAAAAAAAUGGGACUUUCAUCUUUGUCUCUCCCGAAUUUGAUAAGCAAGAUGUCUUAUUAGUUUUAAUUCAUGGAUCAGGCGCUGUCCGGGCAGGACAGUGGGCACGUUCGCUUAUUAUCAACGACUGUUUGGACACUGGCACACAAAUACCUUACAUAAAAAAGGCACAGGCGAAGGGCUACGGAAUUAUUGUGUUGAAUUCCAAUGACAAUUUCAGGGGGGAUAAUAAAAUUUCCCACAGCAGUAGUGCCGAGGAACAUGCCAAUUAUGUUUGGAAGACUUAUAUUAAACCCACUAAAGCUGCUAGUAUAUUAAUUGUUGCACACAGUUAUGGCGGAAUACUUACUGUUUUGCUAGCAGAUAAAGAGAAAAAGGAAUUUGAGAAACGGGUGAAGGCUAUAGCAUUCACUGAUUCCGUUCAUGGUUAUUCUGGUGUCAAAAUUUCUAAGUAUCUCAAACAAGUUUCAAAAAAUUGGAUAUCAAGUACUUCUCCUCUGGAUACUCCGAUGAAAACACCAGAUUUUGAUAUCACAAGAGUUUCAGCAGGUCAUUCGAAACAUGAAAUGACGUCCUGCAAGUGCAUAGACUCAGUUUUUAAAUUUUUUGAUGAAAAAUUGAAUGAAAGUUGA
Danaus chrysippus (African queen) is the source of this 870-nucleotide messenger RNA. NCBI's taxonomy places the organism in Eukaryota, Metazoa, Arthropoda, Insecta, Lepidoptera, Nymphalidae. The record is from the annotation of a GenBank genome assembly.